This is a messenger RNA of Zingiber officinale, 887 nucleotides long. RefSeq lists its product as uncharacterized. The transcript has a single exon. Gene Ontology annotation, molecular function: acyltransferase activity, transferring groups other than amino-acyl groups. The coding region runs from base 81 to 644 and encodes 187 amino acids. NCBI's taxonomy places the organism in Eukaryota, Viridiplantae, Streptophyta, Magnoliopsida, Zingiberales, Zingiberaceae. The record is from RefSeq and is a predicted model, not a curated record.
CCUCUGUCAAACGGCCGACCGGAUCUUCCGCUAUAAGAUAAGACUCCACGCGGCAGCCUUCGUCUCAAAGUCUUGGGAAGAUGGAGCCGCCGCCGACGACGACGGCAACGGGGGCCAUCACCCUUCGGAAGUUCGACCUCGCCGACGUCGACGACUACAUGGUGUGGGCCUCCGACGACCGCGUCACGGCCCUCUGCCGAUGGGACAGCUACACCGACAAGGAGGCCCUCCUCCGGUACAUGCGCGACGUGGUGGUGCCCCACCCCUGGUACCGCGCCAUCUGCAUCGACGGCCGCCCUAUCGGCGCCAUCUCCGUCUACCCCGGCGCCGGGCGCGACGGGUGCAAGGGCGAGCUGGGCUACGUGCUAGCCGCCGCCCACUGGGGCCGCGGCUACGUCACGGAGGCUGUUCGGCAGGCGAUGGCGGCCGUGUUCCGGGAGCUGCCGGGGCUGGAGCGAGUGGAGGCGCUGGUGGACGUCGACAACAGGGCGUCGCAGAGGGUGCUGGAGAAGGUGGGCUUCCAGAGGGAGGGCGUGCUGAGGAAAUCCAUGCUGAUCAGGGGAACUACCAGGGACACGGUCAUCUUUAGCUUUCUCUCCACCGAUCCUUUGCUCCCUUUAGCUUCCAAGCGAUCAUCUCAGUGAUUUCCUUUGCUGUUACUGAAGUACUAUUCUAUGAAAAAAUGUUCUAUGAUCUCUAAAUUAUUCAUUUUUAAUAUCUACAAGAAUUUUGGUUCAUUAGAAUUACCUGUUGUGGAUAAGAUCGGAUCCUUCAUGAUUCAAUUCCCUACCUGAAGGUAGAGUAGGGCCCUCAAUCAUGAUGAACAAACAAAGACAUGCAGCAGGGCUCACUGUGUUAAACAUAUCAUGGAUAAUAACGCAAAAUAU